UAGUGCAGAUUAGAACUGUUAGCAGCAUGGAUGGAGAGGAUUGUUUCAACAGGCGAUUUUCGCUGGACAGCUUGGGUUAUAUUCUAGACAGAGGUGGAAUCCUGGGGAAGACCAAGAGCAGUAAAAUGAGCAGGAGCUCUGAGGAGAUGAAGGUCCGUGGUCUGGAUGACGCACAUCUACACCUGCUCGAGCUUAACAGGAGCCUCCAAAGAAUCAACACCACACGGACCACCACAGAGGAGGAAGGAACUGAUCACGUAUAUGCACUGUUCAAAUCCAGUAGUUUCAAGAACCACAACAAAACAUUCCUCAAAUAUUUCCCAGAGAUUUUUGAGGUGGAUCAUUUGUCUCAUGCAUUCACCUGUGCCCUGCAGAAGGAAGUGCUCUACCAUGGCAAGAUGUACGUGACCCAGCACCACCUGUGUUUCCACUCUUCCGUUCUACUGAAGGACACCAAGGUUGUGAUCGAUGUGUCCACAAUUCAAGCCAUAAAAAAGAAGAACACGGCGCGAAUCGUACCCAACGCUCUCUCCAUCACCACACGCGAUGGACAAAAGUACCUGUUUGUAUCACUGCGGAACAGAGAUACGUGCUUUGAGCUCCUCCAUUCAGUAUGUCCACAGCCACAGGUUUUAUGUCCCAGUGGCAGUGCUCAGGUUUCUUCUGCAGAAAAUGGCCAUGAACUGCAAGUCGAGACAAUGUCCAGUCACUCUAGCCAGGAGGAGAGCACAGACCAGACCCUCCCAGAGCAGAUCAAGAGUCUAAACUGUACCCUUUCCUUCACAUCCUCGAUUAUCCCCCAAGUACAUGCAAGAAGCAGUUCCACACCACGGAGAAGCACUGGAGGAGAGGGUCUCUUCUCAGAGGAGGAGAACCCACAUGUCUGCUGGCUGACCAUGGUAACAGAGAAGAUCAAGUCUCUUCUGCCCUUAAGUGGCUCAUCCAACAUCAAACAACUCCUUAUUAUCUACCUUAUACUAAUGGUACUCCUGCUUUUAUCAUCUGGGUACAUUGGUCUUCGUAUUGUAGCUUUGGAAGAGCAGCUGAGCACCCUGGGAGCGAUGCCUGAUGAGUUUAACUUACAAAAAGAGUACAAGGAAACCUAACCAACGUAGACGAUUAUAGGUACUAUAGGAGGAGAAAAUGAAGAAAUCUCUGUAUGAUGAAAGAAGAAAUCUCUUACACAACAGUGUGUGCCGUCAUGGACACACAUGCACCGAUCCAGAAACAGCUCCACAACAGCACUUACAGCAGGCCUGUUAAGGCUCUAGUCCCAUACCAAAUAUCUAACCACAUCCCUUAUGGGUGUGCGCUGUUUAGCCGAUGCUGAGAUAUUACUGACCUUUCUUCUCUUUUAGGUAUGGCCCCCUACCUCUGACCUUUUCUCUUUUCCCCGAAAACUCCUUCAUGGGCUGCCUACAGUGCAGUACAUAUCUGUCAUGGAUGUAAACAAUGCAGUGCAUUAACCAUCUGCAUAACUGAUAGGUUAAUAUAUUUCAGAGUGACAUUGAUCUUCAUUUUAAAAGAAAAGAAACUCAUUACUCAU
Molecule: messenger RNA, 1546 nt
Organism: Electrophorus electricus (electric eel)
Lineage: Eukaryota; Metazoa; Chordata; Actinopteri; Gymnotiformes; Gymnotidae
Product: GRAM domain-containing protein 2B
Source: RefSeq, a predicted model, not a curated record